ACUAUGUACUAAUACCACAAUACAACAAGUGCUGUUUUAUUAUAGUGUAAAAUAUUUGCAAUUUAAAAAAGCUACAAAAGAUAUCAAUGUAAAUAGUUUAUCUAUAAUAAUUUUAAUGUAAUUCAAUAGCUAUAUCACUAUCAAAACAAUGUCGUCUAGUAGAUCCAAAACAUCAAUACUGGACAAACCCCUAAGCAAAGGCAAAGGGGAGGUAUCUUUGGCCCUCUACGCCCUAUUAUUUUCAGAAAUCGUCCAGUACUCCCAGAGCCGAUCGCAUUCUAUCCAUGAGCUACAAACUAAAUUGUCAGAAAUGGGCUACGAUGUUGGAACAAGAAUCCUGGAUUUAUAUUUUGUAAGAGAAAGAAACAGCAAGAGAGAGAUCAAACUACUCAACAUGUUGCUCUUUGUCAAGUCUACUCUGUGGAAGGUUUUAUUUGGCAAAGAAGCAGACAAAUUGGAACAUGCAAAUGAUGAUGAAAGAACUUAUUACAUUAUUGAAAAAGAUGCUUUGGUGAACAAAUUCAUAAGUGUGCCCAAAGACAAAGGAUCUCUCAACUGUGCCUCAUUCAAUGCUGGCAUUAUAGAGGCUGUGCUGACAAAUGGGGGAUUUCCAGCAAAAGUGACAGCACACUGGCACAAAGGGACAACAUACAUGGUCAAGUUUGAAGACUUUGUCAUAGCGAGAGAUAAAUGUUUAGAUGAUCGAUAAAUAUUAAAACUAAUAUAUAACUAUACUUAAUAAAAAGAAAAGUACUGACUUACUGACUGCCCCAUCAAUGCCCGUCCAAACCCUUGGACCUAAAAAGCUUUAAGUUUGCACAGAGGUUCCCUUUUCAAUGUAGACAAGGGCUGGAUUUUUAGAAACUCCCACAAAAGCGGGAUACAAUACUUUUCAAUGUAGUUUCAAUAGUAAGUAUUUCUGAAUUGUCUCUGGUCUGAUAGGAGGCUUUGGCUGUGGCUAAGGAGGCUUUGGCCGUGGCUAGUUACCACGCUAACAACAAAGCAGUAUCGCAGCAAUUUAGUGUACUGGUUUGUUGCUGUGUAUUGUAGAAACCGUUAAGAGGUGAGAGCUUAAUAAAACUGCCAUACCUCUUCAUAGUUAGACUGCAUCAUCAUUUAAAGAUAAGUCUUUACUAGUAGGUACUUAAAAGUUGUUAACUAUAUUUUUGACAUGUUCAGGUUGGUUUCUUUGGAAAUUACUAUUACUAUGCAGUACGCACUAUAGCUUAUAGGUACAAGCCACAUGAAACAUGGUAACUAGUAUCAGCUUAUGCCCACUAAACUAUAACAAUUGAAAAAACUCCUUAUUUAGCUUGAUAGGCAGAGAAUCAAACGUGGAGUUUGGGAUAUUAAGUCACUCUGCUGCUUCAGCUCAAGUAUUAAGCUCUGUUUAUAGCUUUAAAAUAUAUUGAUUAUUGUAAAAAGUAAUAUACCUAAACAAUAAAAAUAAUAUUAUACUUUAAAAGAG
Maniola jurtina (meadow brown) is the source of this 1468-nucleotide messenger RNA. RefSeq names its product trafficking protein particle complex subunit 5 (gene Trs31). The transcript has 5 exons. The record is from RefSeq and is a predicted model, not a curated record. Gene Ontology annotation, biological process: endoplasmic reticulum to Golgi vesicle-mediated transport. The coding region runs from base 149 to 709 and encodes 186 amino acids. Gene Ontology annotation, cellular component: TRAPPI protein complex; TRAPPIII protein complex; TRAPPII protein complex. Lineage: Eukaryota; Metazoa; Arthropoda; Insecta; Lepidoptera; Nymphalidae.